AAUAAGCUGAUUAUCAGUUAAUAAUCAGUUAAUAAUCAGCUGAUUAUCGAUCACUCAAACAGCUGGGAGGAAACCAUCUGGACUGAACUGACUUCUGGUUGAUCCGCCUUUGUGAUGAGUAAUGCUAGCCUUCCUCUGGAGGAUGAGGAGGAUGAGGAGAGGUUAGGUUUUGUCAUGAUGCGGACCUAAAGGAAACUCAAAGUGUUUGGUACCAGAGAUGCUCACAGCCUCAUCUGGACCGAGCCAGUGGAGCCGAACGGGAGCCAUGGUUCUGGUUCCGGACGCGUGGAGCCUCCUCUGCGUCUGCAUGCUGAACAAACAGGCAGGGGGCGCCGAUGAGAACCCCGGAGGAACCCGGAAGAGACUCCUGGUGAAGAUCUGGACUCGCCGCAAACAGAAGAACCAGCCCGCAGGCGACCAGCCGGACGGCGGGCAUGAGGAGGAGGAAGAGGAGCGGCAGGAGGAAGAGCAGCUGGAUGACCUCAGCAGGAAGCUGAUCCUCAGGGAGGAAGAGCUCUUCACCCGGGACGGCCGCAGUGAGGAAGAGGAGGACCAGCUGCUGAAGGACUUUGAGUCCCUGAGCGUCCGGGUCUGGAUGGCCGUCCACAGCAGCUUCGACACCACAGCGCCCCCCGCUGGACGGCCGGACGUCCUGAGGAGCGCCGUGGACGCCGUCCUGCAGCAGGAGACGCAGGACCAGCGCUGGACAGAGCGUCCCGCGGACAGCGUCCCCGUCUGGAGACCGCUGAGGUGGCUGAGGACGCACAACCUGCUGCUGCAGAAAACGGUGGAGAAACGACUGAAGGACGCAGAAGAGAACGAGACAGGAGACACUGGACAGCUGUCCUCUGCCACCAAGAGACAGAGCCUUCAGAGGCUUCAGAGCCUUCAGAGGCUUCACAGCCUUCAGAGGCUGCUGGGUCGAUUCCUUCCCUGGCUCUUGGUGCCGGAGGUCAUUUCUCUUCUUGGUGUCAUGAGAUGA
This is a messenger RNA of Poecilia reticulata (guppy), 982 nucleotides long. Lineage: Eukaryota; Metazoa; Chordata; Actinopteri; Cyprinodontiformes; Poeciliidae. The record is from RefSeq and is a predicted model, not a curated record.